AGGAAAUAUUAAAUAGAGCAAUAUAAACACUCGGCUGGAGGGGAUAAGGGGCGGACGCGCCCCGCCCCACCGCCACUGCCACUGAAAGCGGGGCCAGAGAGCCGGGCGGCAGCAGUGAGCCUGCAACAUGGACAAGAACGCCUACGCCAUGGCCAAGUUCGGCCUGGAGUCCAGGGACAACCUGAUCCCCAAGCGGGACUGUGGCUUCUACAUGAAAUACAUCUUCCUAUUCACCUCGGUCAUCCAGUUCCUCAUCAUCCUGGGGCUGGUUCUCUUCAUGCUCUACGGCAACGCCCACGCCGGCACCGACACCCACCUGCGGCACCUGGAGGAGCAGGUCCAGGAGCUCUACAGCAAGAUGACGCUGCUCAACGCCAAGAACAAAAACCUCACCCAGCAACUCAACGCUACCAGCAAGGAGAAGCUCGGCUGCUUCCAGCAGAUGACGGCAACCCAGAAAGAGUUGGAGAAAUGCAACGCCACCCUGCGGACCUGCAACGCCGACCUGGUCCAGUGCCAGAACAUGUUGAUCUACGCCCAGUACUACAAGCUGAUGGCGGAGGAAAGCUCCAGGAACAUGAACAUCCUGAACAUCACCUGCUACGCCGAGAAGCUGAGCCUGCGGGAGGCCCGGGACCGGCUGGUGCGGGAGGCCCAGCAGCAGCGGGAGAACUGCUCGCAGGUGACGGAGAAGCUGAAGCAGGCGGCCAUCAGUGCCAACAGUGAGCGGGAGCUCUGCCGGCAGGAGACCAUCCGCCUGCGGGCACAGUACAGCGGGCAGAGCCUGGGGCAGAACCAGUGCUGCAGCCUGGGGGAGAAGAUGCUGGGCGAGUUCCAGAACAUCCAUCAGACCCUCCAGGGGAAAUUGGGGACCCUCCCAUCCUACUCGCCCAGCAGCUGCACCACUCUGAGCCAGCAGCUGAACUCGCAGCUCAAGACGCUGGGGGACAAGCUGCAGCAGGAGGUGCGGACCCAGGCGCAGGAGAACGGGCGGCUGCAGGGCGAGAAGCUGCUCAGCGAGGCGAACCUGCAGGACUGCAGGCAGCAGUGCAACAGGGAGACCCAGCAGCACCAGCAGCAGCUGCAGGCGCUGCAGGCUGUCUGCGACGCCGAGGCCACGCGGAGCUACCAGGAGAAGCAGACGCUGACGGAGGAGAAGGGGCACCUGAACCAGCAGCUGCAGGAGAAGAACAAGCUUCUUGCCCAGGCAGAGGCCACGAAGGCCCAACUGGAGAGCUGCAGGAGGGCAAAGGGCAGUGCUUGGAACCCAGGCCUGAGAAAUCCUAGCAACCCCGGGACCUUCGGGAACCCCGGGACCUUCGGGAAUCCAGGGACACUGGGGAACCCUGGGACGUUCGGGAACCCCGGGACGUUCGGGAACCCAGGGACACUGGGGAAUCCCGGGACGUUCGGGAACACUGACAGAGCCAGCCUGGAUGAAAUCAGAAAGCGAAUCCUGGAGGCGGCCAAGCUGUCCAACCAGUUCCCCCCAAAACCCGUGGCGCAGCCCAGCGGCUAACGAGAGAGCAAGGCCAUGGGGAGCAGAGGCCGGGAGCUGAGCUGGAGGAAACGCAACUUGAUUGGCAAGAAACUUCGGAGACUGAGCUGGUGCACGGCCUGAAAUCGCUCUCGCUCACACAGACAGACACGCCAGGGCAGAGACUUACAGCCAGGCGCAAACACAUACAUGUGAAUCUCCCCCACCCACACAGCUGCAAUCCAUCUUACAGCCCGCCCCCAGCUCCAAUCUCUCGCGCACACACACACUUGGCCAGACUCUGAUCGCCCAGCUCACGCUCACCCCAGACACACACACCCUCUCUGGGCCUCCCCCUCCCGCCCCUUAUUCCUGGUCCAGUUACCCCUGGUUCGCCAGCCCCGGAAGCUGGGUGUGCUGGCGGGAGGGGAGCUCAUGCUGAUCUCGCUCUUUGGCAGCCCCCCCCUCCGACUUGUAGCCCUUUGGGUGGGGGGGUCUAGCCAGACCUGGCAGCACGGCACAGGCCCACCCCGGGGUGGGGGAGGACCAUGGCUCCCUCUGUCUGACCCCACUAACUCUCUGGGCUUUACUCACCCUCACUAUCCCUGCUGAGAUCCCCUCUGUCCUCCCACCCCUGGGCCUGACCCCUGCUCCAGCCUCACCCCCGCCCUCCUCCAGCCACUCAUGCAUCCCUGCCCAGACCUCAAGCCCCUGGUCUGCUCAGGCUCCGCGGCUCCAACACCCCUCCAGUCCUGCAGCCCUUUCCCCAGCCUUUUGCCGGUGGGGCCCUUGCAGCUCACCCCAUCCCAGGGAGGUUAGACCCUGGGGCCCUGCCCAAUGCCACAGCCCAGGGGGUGCAGGAUCUGCCAUGAAUAUGAACGCAGGGCUAGGAGGCGAAGGGGAACCGCCGGGGCGGCUCCGGCCUCUCUCGCUGAUUAGCCGAGCGAUGCGGCGGAGGCUCAUGGCGCUUUGCUGUAAUUCUUCCACUCCGCACUGAAUACACGCCUGACGGCA
Terrapene triunguis (Three-toed box turtle) is the source of this 2491-nucleotide messenger RNA. It is a transcript of the gene PLVAP, whose product is annotated as plasmalemma vesicle associated protein. Gene Ontology annotation, cellular component: caveola. The record is from RefSeq and is a predicted model, not a curated record. The coding region runs from base 128 to 1519 and encodes 463 amino acids. The transcript has 6 exons. Gene Ontology annotation, biological process: positive regulation of cellular extravasation; regulation of vascular permeability. Lineage: Eukaryota; Metazoa; Chordata; Testudines; Emydidae.